Molecule: messenger RNA, 1347 nt
Organism: Pieris brassicae (large cabbage white)
Lineage: Eukaryota; Metazoa; Arthropoda; Insecta; Lepidoptera; Pieridae
Exons: 5
Coding region: 126-716 (196 amino acids)
Source: RefSeq, a predicted model, not a curated record
UGUCCAAAUUCCUGUCAUCAAUAUUUAUUUUAACCGUUUAUUAUCGUAAAUUAAAAUGUUUUGUGAAAACGAAAAUUAUUGUACUUAGUUAUCUUCAGUUACUUUAAAAUUCACCAGUUAUUAAUAUGGGAAGUAAUCAGUCUAUCAGAGCCACGCACUUCCAACGUCCUCCAAUCCCCCAACCAGCGCCGGUCCAUGAAGAAGAGAUAGAUGACAACCGAAUCAGCAUUUCAAAUAAAAUGGUAGAACGUUUAGUAGAAGAUGCGACACUGAAUGGAGCUGCGCACCCUACAACUCCGAAUUCUACGUUUGGGGAUUUUAAAGAAAAGAUUUAUAUAGAAAAACUCAAGUGUUUGGAUGACACGCAUUCAGAACGGCUGGGGUUAACAGUGGACGAAGUAAAAGCAAUGACUAAUCGUAUAGAAAUGCGUACAUCGAAUAUGGUUAGCAUUGAGCCAGUAUGCGCUGAUUACAAACAAAUUGUUAUAGACUGCUACAACAGUACAAGUUCACCAACUGAAGCAGUGCAGUGUUGGGAUGCUGUCGGCGCCUUCAGUCAAUGCGUGCAAAAUGCAGGCGCGGACCGCUUGCAUGCACGUACCGAGCGUGACGCUCGCGAUCAAGAGCGACGCUCCCGUCACGUCGCACAUGCAAGGGUACACGCUCUUAAGGAACUCUCGGGGGCACAUGGAGAUUCUCCUACUUAUGAACGAUGACAUUGGAUUUAGAAAAUUUAAAUCAAAAAAAAGUAUGAAGCGAUCUUGGCGUUGAAGACAGUAAGGGUCCGUUCAGACGUUAGAAAAACGAGGAACCCACACAUUGCCACAAUAAACAACGACAUCUAAGAAACAAUUGUCCCAGAAGAUCUAAUCUCAGUCUUACAACCAUUUUAAGUACUUGUGAAAUACUUUUAACACAUACAUAUUUCAAGGAGUAUUAAAAUCGUCUAAUAAAAACAAAUAUUUUCGUCAUGUCACUUUAUUUAAAUUAUCAUACAAAUUGUAUAAUAAUAAUGUAUUGGAUUUAUUGGGAAUCGUUUGGACGCGUCGCCUUGUUAGUCGUUGUUUUCGUUUCGUUUUAUCUCAUCGAAUUUGGGCUUGCCGACUUUUCAGUUUUCGUUGACCUUACCAGAAUAACUUUAUAAAUGUGUUUGUUAAUUGUUUACUGAUUUGUGCUUGUCUGUAUUCUCAUUGUCAAUACUAGUUCAAGAUGACGUUAGAAUGGCGCUGUGCUGUGGAACAGACUUUUCUAUCGCCCAGUAAAAGAACUCGUCCACAAUACACACACUUUACUAUAAUAUUAUCUAUGUCGUACGUCAAGAAUAGUGUUCAAAACAGAAUAAACUUU